AUGCCAGCACGGUGGUUGGUACCACCAAAGAGAGCGAGGCUCCUGCAUAAGGAGGGUCCCAUGGAAGCCGAGGCACGGGCGUUGCUGGCGUCUUGUCGUGGGCGUGAGUCUUUGCGGCGACUGGAAAGCGAGCUCGCUGCGCCCGAUGCUGUUCAGGGGCUCGACUUGCUUUUCUUCGCCUGCGGUGUGGCAUCAGACAGGGCCUGCAUCCAGAAUUUCGUUAGAGAGGUCUCUGCUGUGGCAGGUGGACUGCAACAGAAAUUCAUCAAUGAGGGUGAGGUGCCGGCACUGUCAAGAUGCCUGCAAAAAGCACUCCGGUUGGAGGCCCCCGAGAGCCUGGCGGAAGAGGUGGCCUCCAUGCUGCGGCCUUCCGGCGAGGGAAGGCUGCCGAUGUCUCGGGCUAUUCAGAUUGCCCAGCAACCGAUCACCGGAGACAACCACCGCCUAGAGUUGGGCCUCGUGGCAUUGGACAAGGCUCAGCGCAAAGGCUUGUCGCUGGGACCGAAACCGCUUGCGUUUUUGCUUGCUGGUUGCAUCCUGGCUGGAAGGGAGUUUCGUCACGCAGCCAAAGAGAUCUGCAAGGCUCUGCUUGCAGCGGCGCAGCGCUGCGAGGUUGGCCUCGGGGAGAUGCUGCAGCCUGGGCUCCUGGAGUUCUGCUGCGCAGAACUCGGAGUCUCCAGGCAAGAGAUGAUGAUGACGCCGGAAGCGGAGUCUGUGCAACUGGCGGCCAGGGCAGCAUGCCAGGCGGGCUCCAGCCGGACGGGGCGCCACGGCGCGGUUCUGAAGGGAGAUGAGGUCCUCAGCGUCGGCUGCAAUCGAGACAUCCGCCUUGUCUCGGGCAGGUGCUUCUCCGUCCAUGCGGAGUUGGAAGCAUUGUUGCGCUUGCCGACGCCAGCCAUGGCAACAGGCACGCGCUGCGUGGUCGUCGAGCUGGACGACUUUGGGAUCGGCUUCUGCGAUGCACACCCGUGCAAGGGAGGCUGCCGUCAAGCACUCCAGCGCUUCUCCGUUGCGGAGGUGCUACACACAACCGGUGUGUACGACCGACCACGAAUCCUGCGGCCUGUGGCAGCGAACCCACGGGUCAUCUCCAACUCAUUGAACUUCUUGCUUCGCAGCGGCGGUCCGCAGAAUGCACUGCCAGCGACGCUGACGGAGGCGCGCUACUGCGCUGAGAAGCCUCCGGAGGCCGAAGUGCGAGGGCUUCGAUGGCUUUUUGGAAUCAAAGGCAUCUCGGAACUCUGGGCUCUUCUGCACUACUUGCUGCCGGAUCUUUUCACCAACAUGCUGGAUUUCAAGGCCUGGUUCGCAAGUCCAUUCAAGGGCUCAGGCAUGAACGAGUUCGACGUGCAGCUGAACCCAGAGCAGGAGCAAGAGGUGCCGUUCGGAGGUUUGGUCAUGAUGCCUGGAUUUGGAGCUCUGGCUCUGGCUUUGGCCAGGUUCUCGGUCGACACCUGCCUCCGCGCAAGGUACAGGGAUCUGGAGAAGAAGACUCUCAAACUCCUGGGGGAGAGUGUGGACGUCACGACCGAACAGGUCAACAAUGUCCUGAUGCAGCUUCGUAAGAUCGUCUUGCAUCCGUAUCUUUUUCAGGAGAGCUACGGAAGAGAUGCCGACUUGUUUCGGACCUCUGGCAAGGUCGAAGCCUUGGAUCGCAUGCUGCCAAAGCUGCUGCGCUUCGACCACAAGGUGCUCAUCUUCUCACAAUUCACCAGUGCUUUGGACAUUCUCCAGGAUUACCUGGAGUGGAAGAAAAUUGACUUUGUUCGCAUUGACGGGCAGGUUCCUCACGCGGAGCGUCUCGCUCGGCUCAAGCGCUUCGAGCACGAGGCGGUGCCCGUCUUCUUGCUGUCCUCCCGUGCUGGAGGCCUUGGGCUGAACCUGCAGGCGGCUGACACGGUUGUGCUUUUUGACCUCGACUGGAAUCCCCAAAAUGACAAGCAGGCCGUUGCUCGGGUGCACCGCGUGGGCCAAACUCGCGAAGUCCGAAUUGCUUGUGGCUCAGUUGUCCCAGCCUAA
Messenger RNA from Symbiodinium sp. CCMP2456, 2019 nucleotides. NCBI's taxonomy places the organism in Eukaryota, Dinophyceae, Suessiales, Symbiodiniaceae. The record is from the annotation of a GenBank genome assembly.